GCUACGGCCGAGCUUGUAUUAUAAACAUACAUUCGCAGCGUAGGCAUUCGUUUAGUGAUUGUGGGUGGCAUAAUUUAGUUGGAAUUUUUAAAAUAAGUAAAGGACUUUGAUUAUACCGCACUUGAGUUGGAUCGAACGGUAAAUAAUUGCGUUCCGUACCGUUUAUUAAGGCUUGUUGUCAUCGAUUAAUACGUAUCUCUUUCGUGAUAGAUCGUGACCGUGUCAAUAGCGCUAAUAUAAAUUGUUUUUCAUCGCUGAUGCGAGAAGACGAAACGAAACUUACCUAUUAUAAUUAGUUCUCGGACUUUGUUGCGGACAAAUAACUGACUGUGUUAAAUAACAACUGCUGUGCGGUGAUAAUGGAAGGAGUCGUUAGGUUAAUCGUAAAGGCUCCGAAUCAGCAGACCGAGGAUCAAAUUAUAAGAUGCGAAUUAGGGUGGACCAUUGGACGACUCAAGGAUCACCUCGCCCAAGUUUAUCCUAGCAAACCAAAGUCUUCCGAACAAAAGCUCAUUUACUCUGGUCAACUGUUGAGUGAUUCUGCCUUCUUGAGAGAUGUCCUCCAUCACUACGGUGGCGGAGAUCAGCUCGACCAAUCCUAUACUGUACACCUAGUCUGUGCUCCGACGAUGCCAUUUUACACAGACAAGGCACGCACCAACUCAUCCACCAGUGGCCCAGAAGGAAACAUGGGUGUAUUACAGCCUGAUGCCAUUUUAAAUCCAGUUCAAUCGGAAAGGCUUCAAAGUCAGAGCUUAGAAAGCGACGAGGUUAACAAUCCAGCAUCUUCUUCCGCUCAGUUAUAUUCUACUCAGCGGUAUUAUAACCAGCUGAACAGUCAGCAGAUAGCAUGGAUGCAGCAGGCUUAUACGCAUUACCUUACUCAGUACAUGCAGAUGAUGGCUGCACAAGGUAUCCAAUUACAAAGCAGCAUUCCAUACAUACAGCCUGUGAACACAAACACAAAUGAAGCAGUCAAUAACAAUAAUCGCGAUGAUCAUCAGCGGGUAGCCGCUCAUGGUGCGGGGGCUCCUAUAGAUCCUAUAGAAGCAAACAAUGCAAAUAACAAUGCUGCUGCAGCCGAUGAGAGAGGAGAUGGUGGAAUAGUAUUGAAUCGUGAUUGGCUUGACUUUUUUUACAUGCUGUCCAGAGUCAUUGUCUUGUUUAGCAUCGUAUACUUCUACUCUUCUCCACUCAGGUUUCUCAUUGUAACAUUUUUGGGAUUCGCUGUCUAUCUGUACCAGGGUGGUUUCUUUCGAGUGCAACCGAUGCUCUUGGUUGACAACAACAAUGGCCGCGUUGACAAUAAUAAUCAAAUUUUACAAAACGAAGCUGUCGGGGCUCAGGCUUUACCAGCACAGCAGCCACCCCCAGCUCCUCAAACAGACACACAUGUUAAUCCCAAUGAAGAAAAUGAAGGUCAGAGACCGGGAGCUUUGGCAUUUGCUUGGACAUUCUUCAGUUCGUUUUUUGCAUCUCUUAUACCCGAUCAACCAAAUGUUGUCUAAUUUGAUAAUAAUUUCGUUCUACAUUAUGCAAUUGUAAAUUAAUAUAUAUAUAUUCUCUAAAAUCGAAUUAAAACUUUGCAUUGAUGCAAGAGAUCGUCUCUUACACGUUAUAGGUAUCAGUCUUGUUUCACAGACAUGGAUAUAUCACAGCUGCAACUGUUCCGCCAAUCUAAUCUUUUAGUAACUGACAUCACUCAGUUGACGAAUAGAGUAGGUUAGCAGACGUUUAGUGAAUUGUCAAGGCAGUUGUUUAGUAUAAAUAGUCAACGAUCGACAUUUGAUUGAUAUAAAACUGUGAAUUCAGACGUCUUUCAAACGUAAAAACUGUUGUACAAGUAAUAGCAGACUAUUGGUAUUGUGAGAUGAAGUUUGCUGUGUCUAUUAUGAUAUAAAAAGUAUAUUCGACGAAUUCAAAAAAAGUUUUGCUUUUACUACAUGCCAAGUUUUGCGAGAAACAUUUGAAAACGUUAAGAGGGAUUCAGAAAAAUACAAUUAUCGUCCAUUAUUGUAUGUCAAUAUUAUUCGUAAGUUUCAGUUGGUUAACUCUGUUGACAAGCAUCAACAUAAGCUAUGUGCUGUGGUUCACUUUCUGUAAUUUUCCGAAAAGUUUGUUUCUCGGUACUGAACGCAAUUUUUGACUAAUUCCAAUCGAAGUAUACGCGUAUUUUGAAAAUGAGCUGAUCAUCGGUUCGAAAAAUCAAAAUUGUAAUAAAUUCCUGCUUGUUUCUCGAUUUUUUGCUGAAAACAAAACUAUAAAUUGAUCUGCUACCAUAAGGAGACUUACAUGUUUGCUGACCUGAAUUACCGCCAAUGCCUAAUGAUGAGUAACAUCUCUUGGUUUGAAUUUUGCUUGUUUAUCUUGUCUUCUUGAAUAAAUAUUACAAAAUCGUCUGUA
This is a messenger RNA of Neodiprion virginianus, 2403 nucleotides long. It is a transcript of the gene Herp, whose product is annotated as homocysteine-responsive endoplasmic reticulum-resident ubiquitin-like domain member 2 protein. Gene Ontology annotation, molecular function: protein binding. The transcript is spliced from 5 exons. The record is from RefSeq and is a predicted model, not a curated record. Lineage: Eukaryota; Metazoa; Arthropoda; Insecta; Hymenoptera; Diprionidae. The coding region runs from base 360 to 1508 and encodes 382 amino acids. Gene Ontology annotation, biological process: endoplasmic reticulum unfolded protein response.